Melampsora larici-populina 98AG31 is the source of this 2355-nucleotide messenger RNA. RefSeq lists its product as uncharacterized. The record is from RefSeq and is a predicted model, not a curated record. NCBI's taxonomy places the organism in Eukaryota, Fungi, Basidiomycota, Pucciniomycetes, Pucciniales, Melampsoraceae. Bases 1 to 2355 code for a protein of 784 amino acids. The transcript is spliced from 13 exons.
AUGGGACAGCAGACCUUGUUUGUGAGGUACAAGACCUGUUAUUAUGCUCAAUCUACGGUGUCCCAUUUAUCGCCUGUGGCGAUAAAUAGGACAGCAGACCUUGUUUGUGAGGUACAAGACCUGUUAUUGGCCUCAAUCAAUGCAGCUGAGGUAGCGAAACAAAGAAUAUUGCUACAAAAGGCUAGGCAACCCAACGAGGCGGAUACUGCCCGCACCAGGAGUGAAAGAUACGGACGCCAUCCCAACGCUGGAGCUCUGGCUUCAGACCCAGUGAAAGGUACCAGUAGUAAAUCAGCCAAACCAACUGAGGAAGAUGAUUCGAAUGGCGAAGCUAUGAUCCCCGAAACACCAACACCCGCCUCGCGCAAGGAACGUACAAAUGUCCCAGUCAUUGAAGCUGACACCAACCCUCCUUCCAAGGAAAAGGAUAAUGCAGUUGUGGGAAUUGAGAAUGAGAUGGAAUCAACUCAGGAGUCAGCAUUGGACGAUACGAUUAUGGAUCAAUCCAAUGAUCCAUCCCAAGCUGAUAAAGACAUUAUCGAUAGUCUUACUUUCAAGAAGAAACAGGCCGAUGAUCCAGUAGGUCCCUCGAGUGCCACUCAAAAUAUGUGUCGCAUUGAAAUCAAUCGCGCUAGAGAAGAAUAUCAGUGUGUGAAAGAUUUAUACGAUACCACACAUGAAAAGGUGAUGAAGCUCGAACAGAAAGCGCGUGAUAGAGCUAUCGACAAGGCCCUAUUAAUAUCAAGGGCCUACCUUGAGAGUCUUGAACAGGACAUGAGGGAUAACAAGGCGUCUUACCUCUCUGCGUUGUCUGGAAACCAUCCGGAGGUCAUCUUCGUACCAGCUGCUCCAACUUUGCCUGCUCCAGUCACCCAGGCCAACCCGAUUCGAUCUAUCCCUGUAGCUAAGAAAAGAAAAGCUGGAGAAACAAAGGAAGAUGGCCCUGUGAAACACGCUCGAGCCAAUGAUCCUUCAGUUUAUUUCGAUCUAGAAGCUAGAGUAUCCAACAAAGAGGCCUUGACCAACAUUGGCACCAAGAAGGGUAAGACUCAAAUCAAGAGUCACACUACUGUUUCAGCUGAGCUGAAUGCCUGGGCUAGUGGCCCUAUGAACCCUGGGGCGGAGGUGCAGAUGAAGGAUGUAGUAGAAGAGAAGAAAGGUAGCAAGAAAAAAGAGAAGGUAGCUGAAGUCCGCGAAGAAGAGAAGGUGGAGACUAUGCAAGUGGACGGAAAAAGCAUCUUUCAUAAAGACCAAGUUGAUCUGACUGGGUUCCAUGAGGCCUAUUGGUCUGUACGCGUGCUAUUUAUCGCUUCGGGCGAUAAAAAUGACACAAACAGUAUCAAUGUUGCCUUGCAUGAAGCUACAACCUUUUUGAUGUAUCAUAAUAUCCUUCUAUGUAAACUUCCUGGAGCUAAACAGCUUCUAAUCCAUCCAACUCCUGACGAGAAGAAAGAGAUGAAGUACAUCUUAGACGGAAUUAACUCCUCACACUUCAACUGGGGGGAAGUCCUUGCGUUACCUGCGGCCAACAUCAUUCAUACUUGGGAAUUCGACUGUGAAGACUUCAAUGGUAAACCUGUUAUCCAUGAUCUGGCUCCUCAUCUCAACUACAUCAAGGCCCUGGUCGAGGAUCGUGAUCUUAUGCUGUUGCGUUUGCAGACAUCUCCUAGGUUGAUUCAAAUAUUGUCUCAAGAUAUGUUGCUCUCACCUGAAUGGCUCAACUGGAGCGUUAUUCAGCAAAGUACGAACUAUCCCUGGGACCAGAAAAACGCCUUGUUUCGAUCAUUGCAUUCGAUGACAUGCCGAGUUGACCAGUUGCGUGAUUGGACCAAACACUCGGUGAUCAAGUCCAACAUACGCAACGCUCAUACGAUGUUUCAUGAAUUGUUGUCUGAUAGCGUUAGAUUGGUUUCUUUCCAAUCAAAUCACGAAUCUUUUUCGAUCCGUACUGAAGGUGAAGAUGGAGUCGAAAAGUCUACUGUAGGGAUGAGCCGGACUAUCACCUGGCUGGUCAAUCAAUGUACAUCUGGUCAUAAUGAUGAUGCACCUAUCAGACAAUCUCGAAAUCCUCCGACUACGAUGCGAGCAUUGCAGAAGAAGUUUUUCUUCAUUUUUUUGGGGGUCAACUUGAUCUACAAAGCUGAGGUGCAUAACUUACUGCUGAAGAAAGCUGAAGUCGAAAAAGUUCCGGUUCGUGAGAUCAAAUCGAUGAAGGCUCUUCAGAAGACAAGUUCUGUGUUGCAUCAAUUGUUCAAUGAUCGCAACAAAUUUAAAUCAGGAAGUCAAAAGUCCAUUGCUGGGCCAUCCACUCCAAAAUCAAUCACUGGCCCUUCGAGUGGUCAGACUCCUAGAUAA